This is a messenger RNA of Klebsormidium nitens, 1044 nucleotides long. The record is from the annotation of a GenBank genome assembly. NCBI's taxonomy places the organism in Eukaryota, Viridiplantae, Streptophyta, Klebsormidiophyceae, Klebsormidiales, Klebsormidiaceae.
AUGCGGAUAUGUCUUCCUAUGAACAAGUGGUUUUGUUAUUGGGAUUUUUCGUUCCUCACCGUUUCUAUUGAGCGUGUGUGGUGGCUGAUCGGGGGCCGCGACGUGGUUGAGGGGCUGCUCGACCUACUCUUGACCGGCUACAAAGUUGCAGACAGUGUCAACGUGGGCCCGGUCGACGCCGCCGGCGCAUCCACGGGGUGCUUCUUCACGCUGCACGAGGCCAUGCGCUCGGGCAUCCUCUACUAUCAGCGCCACAGCGCCAAGGCGCCGCGCUUCUCUCUCGUCGCGCCUGCGCUGCAACUGUGCAGGGUGUGGAUACGACUGUCUCCGUACGAGUUCCCCGCCUCGGGCCCCAUUGACCCGGCGCACUUCGAGCACGUCAUAGCGCAGCGCGAGAGCGCACUCGCCAAUGUCGUUUCACGUUAUGGCAACGGAACGGUGAGCCUGCGGGAAGCCUUUGGGGACGCGGCGUACAUGAACGAUGAGCUGAAGAGAGCCCGGAUGCGGAUGCUGCAUCGGAAGCCGUUGGUGCUGCGCGAGGCGGUUCCCUUUUUUAAGACAUCGGAAAAGCGGAGCGGAGAGGAGAACCCCGGUCGUCACCAGAAGGCCGUUGUCAAGCACGAGGUGGCGGUCGCUGGUUUGGCUACGCUCAUCGACAUCCGCGGUGGUUCCUGCAUUCUGCUCUGUGACGGAGCAAACAAGCUGCCGUGCCCGCACCUGGACGUGAGGUACGUGAGGGGCGAUCCAAGCGGGCCGAAAGAGUUCCUUUUCAGUGUCUAUGCGAAGCGGCUCCUAACGGCAACGAUGCUGGGGUUGAAAUUCGUCCAAAGCUGGUACGAAGGCGUAAAGAAGCAGAUGGUCCUUUACGAAAAGGAGUACCGGGUCAUCUACGUCAUCAUUGCUUCUUGCGACUUUCACGACAAAGUGAAGGACUUCGUCAAGUCGCAGAACGACCUCGUGAUCGUGGAUAAGAACGGGCUGGCGAGCUAUCUCCCGAUUGUCGGCCAACGAUCUGUCCUUCUGAAAUACGAGUUUGAAGCGUAG